This is a messenger RNA of Aspergillus alliaceus, 1044 nucleotides long. Its product is annotated as putative serine/threonine protein kinase. The record is from RefSeq and is a predicted model, not a curated record. The transcript is spliced from 2 exons. Gene Ontology annotation, biological process: protein phosphorylation; mitotic DNA damage checkpoint signaling. Bases 1 to 1044 code for a protein of 347 amino acids. Gene Ontology annotation, molecular function: protein serine/threonine kinase activity; ATP binding. Lineage: Eukaryota; Fungi; Ascomycota; Eurotiomycetes; Eurotiales; Aspergillaceae. Gene Ontology annotation, cellular component: nucleus; cytoplasm.
AUGGCACCAAUCCGAACCGCCACAAGGAAGCAAAGCCGCCAAAACCGGCUUGUCCCUCGCCUAAGGCUCUUAGUUCGGCCACGACCACUUUACAAGACACCAGCAUACAGGAUCCGCAAGCUACAAAGGAAGUAUGAGGUGACGAAAGACGUCAUCGCAGAAGGUGGCUUCGGCAGCAUCAAGGUCGUCUACAAGAAGGGCAGCCCGACAAAAUACGUGGCCAAGUCCUUGGAGAGGUACCAAGAUGAGACCGACGAUACAUAUACGGACCGGGCUUUGAAGGAGUUCAACAUCGCCAGGGCACUGAAGCACCCAAAUAUCAUCAAGACUAAGCGCCUCUGCCAAGAUGACUCUAGUAUAUGCCUUGUUAUGGAGUGUUGCGACAAGGGAGACCUGUGCCACGUCAUGGAUAAGAAGCAGCUUACCCUGAUCCAAAAAAAGAGGAUCUUUAAGCAGAUACUCAGGGGUGUUGCAUACAUGCAUAGCCGCGGUAUCGCACACCACGAUAUUAAACCAGAAAACCUGGGCAUCACUGAGAACGGGGAUGCCAAGCUUCUUGACUUUGGGCUGUCCAGGGUUUUUGCUGAGCAGCUCCCUCCUAAUAACAAUGGCGAGAGGAAGCUUGGUGAGGUCAAGAUGUUCUCACCUCUCCCCAGGGGCACGAGAGCUUUUCUUCCGCCAGAAAUAAUAACCCCAGAAAUAAAUUCACACGGCGACUAUGAGGACUACGACGCCAGAGCAGUCGACGUAUGGAGCUGUGCAGUAACUGCCUACUGCCUAUUCGCGGGACGAGACUGUCCGUGGGAGGAGGCCAGCCCCGACGACGAGAUGUAUUCGCUCAUUUAUCAAAUUUGGGCUCACAUUGUCGAAUGUCCUGGCAGACCGGUCGCGGAUUUUCUUCCACUAUUUGCAGAUUUUGUCGGCGCCUUGCCUGAUCCAGAAAUAGGGCGACUUCUUCUUCGGAUGCUGCACCCAUUCCGCGAGGACCGAAUCACAAUUUUCGAGGCGUUGGAGGACCCUUGGGUUCAGGCUAUCGACUGCUGA